AUGCCAAGACACCAUUCCCUUCUUGUUCCCACUCAAAUCCCCCAACAGCUGAUGGUUCCCAUAGAAAGCAACAGCCAUGAUUCCAAUGAUGAAGCUGAUGAAGACACUUAUUUGCCCACCCUAUCCAAUUCAAAGAAAAUGGCAACAUCCCUGAAUACAAACCCUGAUCUGCACUCAGGGAACGAGUACACAACUGAACUACAGGACCACUCAGAAUAUGCAGAUGAAGAUGGAUUGGAGAGCAUUCCUUUCACUGACCACCCAACUGAGGAGGGGUCAAUGAGCAGAAAAAAAGGUGGAAAGCUGGAAUCUGCCCUGAAGUACACACACCAGGCAAGUUUAGCCAUGUUGAAUCAGCUGUUAUGGCUAACAAGUUUGCACUGGGGUCCCUGGGAGCACCCGGAAGUCCCUCAUGUCAGAAAGGCCCCUGCAAGGCCAGAUGCAGAUGUUCCAUCUCCUGAUGUGGAGAUCAUGCAAGCAAACAGGCAGCAAUCAGAAGCAGAAGUAGUUGUCAAAUCCCUCAAACAGUCAGAGUGGAAACCUUUUUUGGAACUCAUGUAUGGUCUAUAG
Molecule: messenger RNA, 570 nt
Organism: Pisolithus orientalis
Lineage: Eukaryota; Fungi; Basidiomycota; Agaricomycetes; Boletales; Pisolithaceae
Exons: 4
Coding region: 1-570 (189 amino acids)
Source: RefSeq, a predicted model, not a curated record